Messenger RNA from Coccidioides immitis RS, 1080 nucleotides. RefSeq lists its product as uncharacterized. The record is from RefSeq and is a predicted model, not a curated record. The coding region runs from base 1 to 1080 and encodes 359 amino acids. Lineage: Eukaryota; Fungi; Ascomycota; Eurotiomycetes; Onygenales; Onygenaceae. The transcript is spliced from 2 exons.
AUGUGUUUGGCUCAGAUUCGAAACCGACACUCUCUUAUCCCAACGGGUCUUGUGGGGAAGAACGACGGUGACACGAUGCUAUCCUUUAUCGACGUAUUCGACCCGGCUAGAUACUAUCCGGUUUGCCUGUCUCUUGUCGAUGCUCUGGAUAAUAUAUCAAUGCUGCGCUUGUGUAUGACGUGUCGGACUAUGCGAUCCCUUUACGAAUGUGUUCAUGCCAGACAAUGGGAUAUUAACCGGCCCUUAGCCCGUUUCGUCGAGGAUCCCUAUCGUCUCCGUCAGCUGAUGAAGCGCGCGAACGCUAUCAUUUCGGGCCACUUAGCUCUACAAUUCUUCUAUGGGGAGUACUUCCCCGAAACCGGCAUGGAUAUCUUCGCGCCAUAUUCCGCCUAUAUGGUUGAUUUGGUCCAGUAUUUUGUGGAGAUUGAAGGAUAUUCCGCAGAAUCAUCCUGCCCUGCAACCUGGUGCUGUCCUGAUACUUUCUGCAGCGGCUGUUCCUCAAACAAGUUUAAAAUGAAGACGUUUACACAGGGAGACCGAGUAAUACGACUUGCCUUUAUUCGAACCUGGACAAAUCCAGUCAAGUUCAUCCUAGCAUCCUUCUAUGGGAGCGCUGUUAUGAACUUCAUCACAUACUCCAAAGCUUACAGUGUUUUCCCUAAGGCGACCUUCGUCAAGCGGCAAAUGUGUAUCCUUAAAAGGUGCGGAGACUUGGAAGAAAGAGCGUUGCUCAAAUACGAAGGAAGGGGUUUCACCGCGGUUCCUAUGGAGAUAUGGAAACGGAAACCAGCCUCUGAGCUCCGAGAGUUUGUAUGCGCUCGAAAGAUUGGAGAUCGUCACACAUGGACAAUAGAUCUAGACAACCCGUGGGAACAUCCGGAUGCUAAUCGAUUCGAAUGUACGCGCUUCUCAGCAACGUUCAAUUUGGAGCAUGCAAUGACAGUACUCGACGACGUGUCCCCGAAGCAGGAUCACAUGUCUCUGUUAAAGGCACACGCCCGAGUCAUCUAUGACGAUCCCCGCCGAUUUUAUAUGACAGAGCAGUAUAAAGAGCACGAAGAGCGCAAAGAGCGUGAAUAG